UUGGGAUAGGAGAGAAAGAGAAGAAGAACAGGACUUUUGGGAUAGGAGAGAAAGAGAAGAAGAACAGGACUUUUGGGAUAGGAGAGAAAGAGAAGAAGAACAGGACUUUUGGGAUAGGAGAUAAAGAGAAGAAGAACAGGACUUUUGGGAUAGGAGAUAAAGAGAAGAAGAACAGGACUUUUGGGAUAGGAGAGAAAGAGAAGAAGAACAGGACUUUUGGGAUAGGAGAGAAAGAGAAGAAGAACAGGACUUUUGGGAUAGGAGAGAAAGAGAAGAAGAACAGGACUUUUGGGAUAGGAGAGAAAGAGAAGGAGAGAAGAUGGGGAGGAAAAAGAUCCAGAUAGCACGGAUUAUGGAUGAACGUAACAGACAGGUGACAUUCACAAAGCGGAAGUUUGGCCUGAUGAAGAAGGCGUAUGAGCUGAGUGUUCUGUGUAACUGUGAGAUCGCCCUCAUCAUCUUCAACAGCACCAAUAAAUUGUUCCAGUAUGCCAGCACUGACAUGGACAAGGUCCUGCUCAAAUACACAGAGUACAACGAACCUCACGAGAGCAGGACUAACUCCGACAUCGUGGAAACUCUGCGUAAGAAGGGUCUAAAUGGUUGUGACAGUCCCGACAUCGAGGCAGACGACUCUGCUGGUCAGAGCCCCGAGUCAGAGGACAAAUACCGCAAAAUCAAUGAAGACAUUGACCUCCUGAUCAGCAGACAGAGACUCUGUCAGGCUCUCCCCCCGCCUAACUACGACAUGGUUGGCUCCAUCCAGGGCCAAAACAACAGUGGACUACUAUACUCUCACCCCGGGGUGGGGGGAUCCUUGUAUAACCACAGUCUUCUGCCUCUUUGCCAAACACACUCUGGCCUGCAGAGGAACAGCAUGUCGCCUGGACCCCAACACACACACCAACCCCCCAGUGCUGGAAACUCAGGAGGGAUGAUGGGUUCAGAGCUGUCUAACACCGUCUCCAACGCUGGUAGUGGUAACUAUGGUAACCACUGUACCUCACCAGGGCUGUUAUCUCCAGGAGGCAUGGCCAACACUUCACCCCCGAUGAUUCAGGCCAAGACUUCGCCCCCGAUGAACUCCAUGACCCUGAUUGGCAACCGCAAGCCGGACCUCCGCACGCUGCUACCCCCUGGCAACAAGAACAACAUGCCCUCCAUCAACCAGAGAAUAAACCACUCCCAGUCUGCCCAGACAUUGGCUACCCCCGCAGUCUCCAUAGCAACACCUACUCUGCCCGGGCAGGGUAUGGUAGGGUACCCCUCUGCCCUCUCCACCUCAUAUGACACAGAGUACUCUCUGGGUGACCUGUCAGGGUUUGGUAACAGAUCAGGAUCUCUCCACCUGGGAUCAGUAACAGGCUGGCAGCAACAACCGCUACAGAAUAUACAGCAGUCAGCACUGGGACACAUGGGAAACAUUUGUCAGAACUCCAACCUUACCCUCCAGAAUGUCCAUCAGAACCUCUACAUCAAGUCAGAGCCCACCUCCCCGCCCAGAGAUCGAGGCAUCGGAUUUGUCAACGGAGGGAUGGGGGGUGUGUCCCAUGGCUACCCAACAAAUCAGGGCCCAGCGGAGGCAGGGCAGUCUCCUGGCGACAGCCUAUCCAGCUGUGGCAGCUCAUACGAUGGCAGUGAUCGAGAGGAUCACCGCGGAAAUGACAACUUCCUGCUACACCCGAUGUCCAAUCAGGAGCGCCACAGCCCGUCCCUCAAACGAACGCGCCUAUCAAAAUGCUGGGCUACAUGAUAAGGCAUGCCUCUUAUUCACAGAGGGGGAGGGGCUUGAGUAGAGUUACGUUUAGUGUUAUUAUGACUAUUAUUAAGCUUGUGUCCAAAAUGGCACCCUUUUCCCUACAUAGUGCUCUUGCCAAAAGUAGUGCACUUUAUAGGGAAUAGGGUGCUAUUUCAGAUUUGCCCUAUAUUCUUCUUGUGCAGAGUGAGAGUGUUCCACUAUAACAGGGACAUUAUAUACAGGAGUGUGGAGGGAAUAUAACAGUGACAGACUGGGUCUGAAAUGGAACCCUAUUGCCCACGUAGUGCACUAACUAUGGGGAAAUAGGGAGUGAUUUGAGACAACCAGUGAUAUUAUACAGGAGUGAGGGUGGAUAUGGUGUGGGGGAGUCAGUGUGGGAGGUCUGUUGCCUGUGUUGUGUAUUUGUGGGAGAGGGAGGGAAUCAGCAAAUUAAUAUGUACACUAUGUAAACUAACUAACAAAGGUUGAAGAAGUCUGGUACUCUGUAUGGAUAAGAUACUGGUGAGUCACUAAUAUACUAGGAGACACAAGGACAGGCACUGUGAGUGGACACGUGUGUGUGUGUGUGUGUGUGUGUGUGUGUGUGUGUGUGUGUGUGUGUGUGUGUGUGUGUGUGUGUGUGUGUGUGUGUGUGUGUGUGUGUGUGUGUGUGUGUGUGUGUGUGUGUGUGUGUGCGUGCGUGUUCGCUCGCUACCUAGGCUCUGAUGUCCCAAUCUGCAGCUGGCUGACUAGCAGAUAGCGUGAGUGUUCACUACAACCCAUUCAUGUUGCCGGUUCAACAUAUUUAUGUGUAUAUAUAAAUGAAGAACAAGGGAGGAUUUGGCAGACAGAGAGAGAAAAUGAAAGGGAUAGAGAGAUAGACAGAGAAGGGAGGGAAAGACUGAUGGAGAAAGGAAGAGAGCGAUAGAAUGAGACAGAGAAAAAGGACAACGAUAGGGGGAGAGGGAAGAAGGAGAGGGUGAAAGCCAUUAUGCAACAGGUUGCACAAAGCUGGAACUAUAGAAUAAUAGUGAUUGAUCGAUCAAGAAGUCAUUCUAAUAUUCUAAUUAUACAGCUGGAACCCUGGACAACUAGAAUGUCUCACUUGAAAUGAAGGCGCCUAGGAAUUGUAGUUCAACUCAGUCAGAAUAGCCAUAUGCUAUAUGCUAACAAAUACUAUCUGAGUCAUAUACACUACAGUGCUACUCAUUCAGAUGGAUAGAAAAAGAGACUUUUUACCAGCCAGAUAGACAGAGCCACAUGGAGGAGGUGGUGUGAGUUAAAACAGAACUCCCAAAGCCAUAUUAUUAUAAAAUGAGAAGUCAACGCUUUGCUGCACAAACAAGUGGUUUCUCUUUAUGGUAAUUUGAAAAUAUUUUGAAAAUCAAAACUAUGAAAUAACACAUAUGGAAUCAUGUAGUAACCAAAAAAGUGUUAAACAAAUCAAAAUCUAUUUUAUAUUUGAGAUUCUUCAAA
This is a messenger RNA of Oncorhynchus kisutch (coho salmon), 3214 nucleotides long. Its product is annotated as myocyte-specific enhancer factor 2C-like. Bases 320 to 1753 code for a protein of 477 amino acids. Gene Ontology annotation, biological process: cell differentiation; positive regulation of transcription by RNA polymerase II; heart development. Lineage: Eukaryota; Metazoa; Chordata; Actinopteri; Salmoniformes; Salmonidae. The transcript is spliced from 8 exons. Gene Ontology annotation, molecular function: DNA-binding transcription factor activity, RNA polymerase II-specific; RNA polymerase II cis-regulatory region sequence-specific DNA binding; protein dimerization activity. The record is from RefSeq and is a predicted model, not a curated record.